Messenger RNA from Notodromas monacha, 3339 nucleotides. NCBI's taxonomy places the organism in Eukaryota, Metazoa, Arthropoda, Ostracoda, Podocopida, Cyprididae. The record is from the annotation of a GenBank genome assembly.
AUGAGGUCAUUAGGAAGCGGGAUGGAGGCAUUCCAGGCUUUGGCGGUACCCAUCGUGUUGGCGACGGAAACCUCGGCAGAUAAUCGAGAGCCUUCGAGGGUGACGCAUCAGUGUCGAAAAAAAAAAACCCCGAGGAACCCAAAGGCGAUCCGGGCCACGCGCGCGGGCGCGGUGGUGGUCAUGAAGUCGCGGCAGGUGACGUUUACCGCCCUCCUCGCGGCGGCGACGAUCGCGUCGAUGUUGUCCGCUCGAUCCUCGACAGCGUCCCUCGUACCUGACAAUCAGGUAACAAAGAUGCUGGAAACCGUGAUAGAAGACGAUGGUUUUUUCAUUAGCAUCGAUCGAUUGGAACCCUCGCGAAAAUCGUUCCGUCGUCACAAGCCGAAGGAAUUUCUUCGAAUCGCGUUUCCCGGCUCCAAUUCUAGCUUAAUCAUGAGCAUGGACAGAAGAUUGCGGAGAGUUGUCGCCAUUACGGAGGAGCCAGAGGGUCGACGUCGGCAGCAUUUCACUGUGGAAAACGUUUCGGAGGAUUCAGUGCAUCAUCCUAUAAUUAUCCAGGUCACUCAUGAUCAUCCCAAUGCUCAUCUUCAUCUGUGGGUUGAUUGCAUCGAUCAGGGAAGGAUACAAACCCCACUUAGCAUUCGUGAGAUGUACCGUCGCAUGGACGACCCGAAAGUUCUCGUGUAUCGGAGGGUGAAAUCGAAAGUGAAAAUCCUGGAAGGGACCGACAGCAGAGCUGUUCUGAAGCAGCACAAUUGCCGAGUGCCGGAACCAUUGCCCAUGGACACGACGGGAGAAGGGUAUCAAGCCAUCCAAGCGGAUUCCAACGAGAUUUUCAAUUUCCGACGAGGCGACAUCCCCAUCUUGUCGAACGACAUCGAUAGCAAAGAUCUUCAACUUUUGGCGCGCCUCGGGGAAGAAUUGAUACUCGCCAUCAAAAAUCUGAUUCACGAAGUUCAAAAAGCGCGUGUCGACAUGGAAGGAGUUCGGGAAGCGGUGGAGAACUGCGAAGCGUGCAAACCCUCUCAAGGGUGUGGUGCGGUGUCGAAUCCGUGUUAUCCCGGGGUUCGAUGCUUCGACACGCCAAAUGGGUUCCGAUGCGGGCCUUGCCCUCGCGGGUACUCGGGCGACGGUCGAACGUGCCAACGCAUCGUCACCUGCGACGACAGACCGUGCUUCCCGAACGUACCUUGCUACGAAAGUGGCGCCGGCGACGGGUACCGCUGCGGAGCGUGUCCCACGGGCUACACAGGCAACGGGAAGACGUGCAAGCCCAGCACCAUCUGCGACACGUCACCCUGCUUCCCGGGCGUCGUGUGCACCAACGUGGACGCGACGCCGUUCUACCGCUGCGGCGCCUGUCCACGUGGCUACACCGGCAACGGCACCGUCUGUGUGGACAUCGACGAGUGCGAUCUGGGCAGACCGUGUGACCCUCGGGUCAGAUGCACAAACACGAUGCCCGGAUACAGAUGUGACCAGUGCCCCACGGGUUUCACAGGCAGUCCAGGAAUCCAGGGCAUUGGGCUGGAAUUCGCAGAGACCCGGCGUCAAAUCUGCUACGACAUCAAUGAAUGCGAGACCAACAACGGCGGAUGUGUAACCAACUCGCAGUGCAUCAAUUCGGAAGGAUCCUUCUACUGCGGAGAGUGCAUCGAGGGGUUCAUUGGGAAUCAAACUGUGGGCUGUGGAGAGAGCCCGGGUCGCUGCCCCGAUGGCACCAUGUGCGACGGAAAUGCCGAAUGCUUCUUGCCUCCGAGUCGUCGGACCUACAUCUGCAAGUGUCGCAUUGGAUGGGCUGGCGAUGGGAAAACUUGUGGCCCAGACACAGACUUGGACGGUUGGCCGGAUUUCGACCUCGGAUGUCCGGACAGGAGGUGUCGGAAGGCGAGUAAAAGCCCCAUUCAAUUCCGCUGCUGGGGCGACAAUUGUGUGUACACCCCAAACUCGGGACAGGAAGACGCCGACAAGGAUGGCCUUGGGGACGCUUGCGAUAAUGACGCCGAUAAUGAUUUCAUCCCAAAUACUCCAGACAAUUGCCCUCUGGUGGCGAAUCCGGAGCAAGAGGACACGGAACAGCAGGGAACCGGAGACCGGAUGGGAGAUGCGUGUGACAACUGCCCGAUGGUGCCGAACAUAGAUCAAGAGGACACCGACAAGGACGGGAUCGGUGAUGCCUGCGACCCGGACAUCGAUAACGAUGGUAUUCCGAAUGAAGUGGACAACUGCGUCAAAGUGCCGAAUUCAGAUCAGCUGGACUCGGAUCGGGAUGGGCUCGGGGACAAGUGCGACAACUGCCCCUUGGUCGUCAAUCUCGACCAAAUUGACAUCGACAAAGAUUUAGUCGGUGACGCUUGCGACGAUAACAUCGAUUCCGACCGCGACGGAGUCCAAGACAGUAUCGAUAAUUGCCCAGCGGUCGCAAAUGCGGACCAACACGACGCAGACGCCGAUGGCCUUGGUGACAUUUGUGAUACCGACGCCGACAAUGACGGUAUAGAAAAUGCAGAGGAUAACUGUUACCUCGUGCCGAAUCCGGACCAAGCUGACAUCGACGGAAACGGAAUUGGGGAUGAGUGCCAGGAUGAUUUUGAUAAAGAUGCCGUCCCGGAUUUCAUCGACAAUUGCCCGAACAACUCGAAGAUUUACGCGACGGAUUUCCGGACAUAUCAAACUGUGGUGCUCGACCCCGAGGGUGACUCGCAGAUUGAUCCUAAUUGGGUUAUUUACAAUCAAGGAGCUGAGAUAGUACAGACGAUGAACUCCGAUCCUGGACUAGCCGUUGGCUUCCAUCGCUUUGGGGGAGUUGACUUCGAAGGAACAUUUUUCGUGGACACCGAGAUUGAUGACGAUUACGUUGGAUUCAUUUUCAGCUACCAGGAUAAUUCUCAUUUUUACUGCGUGAUGUGGAAAAAGAACACGCAAACAUAUUGGCAAGCGACACCAUUCCGAGCUGUAGCCGAGCCUGGAAUUCAGCUGAAACUCGUUCAAUCGAUUACUGGACCAGGGCAAAUGCUUAGGAAUUCUUUAUGGCACACAGGUGACACGGACAACCAGGUGAAGCUUCUAUGGAAAGAUCCCCGAAACGUCGGAUGGAAAGAAAAAGUUGCGUAUCGCUGGCUUCUGUUGCAUCGACCGAAAAUCGGCUUGAUCCGUUUGAGAAUUUUCGAAGGCGAGAACAUGGUAGCUGAUUCCGGGAACAUAUUCGAUUCUACCUUAAAAGGAGGUCGCCUUGGAGUAUUCUGCUUUUCGCAGGAGAUGAUCAUUUGGUCUGAUCUCGUCUAUCGCUGCAACGAGGUCUACAUCGAUCGCAGCAAGCCACCGCAGCCUACUACCUGA